GAACUGAGAAUCCUCUGGGUCUCCCCAUCCCAACCACACACAGUGCCUAGUCUGACUGCUCAGCCUUGAACGUAUUCCCUAAAAACUGAGCAAAAGACACCAAAAAGAACAUAAACCAAGCCACCUUCUAGAGCUCAGCAACAACGGGACACGAAAACUGCAAGAAAAGUUACUGCUUCAGUUCCAGACUCUGAAAAGGUGGCAGAUUUUAGAGAAAUCAGAUCACUCCUCUGUUGCUUCAGGGUGGUCCUCCUGUGAGAAUGAAAUAUUUAUAACUGCAGCCAGAGCACAAGACAAGCACAAACUUUGCUGAAAACUAUCUUCAUCUUAAAUGGUUAAUAUCCAAGAAGUAAAGCGAGGAUCGGAGAAAGUAAAAAAAAAUGAAGACGAUGGUUUUUACAUCUUUUAGGUUGUCUACUUUAUAUUUCUAUUGAACCUUAUGCUGGAUGUGUCAAACUCAUGCAAAAAGUGGAUUUUUAAGGAACAUUUUUCUCCAUGUAAAGAAGAUUUGGAAAAGUAACACAAAAGGUUUGCUGGUGCCAUUUUUGGAGUUAUUCAUUAUAAGAAAUAGUCAAAUGUACUACUGACUGAAGACUAUCUACAGAAUGGCAUCUCGCCAAUGCCCGCCCACAAUGUUCAAUUCCAUGAAUCCUCCUAUGAACAGCUAUGUUGAACAUUGCUACAUGAGGUCCCCUAAUGUCAUGGCUGAAGGCAUGAACGAGAUGACCUACUGCCAUCAGAACAACCUCAUGACCGGUCAUCAUGGCUUUGCGCUGGCACAAGCUAAUGAUCACAUGGCUGGCCCAGAUGCAGGAUCUCGUUUCUCCACCCCUCGGAGUUCAGUGAAGCUGAGCAAGAAGAGAGCAAUGUCUAUAUCCCCAUUAUCAGAUGCCAGUAUUGACCUGCAGACCAUGAUCCGUACAUCCCCUAACUCCCUGGUAGCAUUCAUCAACUCCAGAUGUUCCUCAGCCAAUGGCUCCUAUGGCCAUUUGUCUAUAGGAACUAUCAGUCCUUCACUCGGGUAUCAGAAUUGCCUUAAUCAUCAGAGAUCACAGGGGGCAUCCUAUGGAUUGAACACUCUCAUGUCUUACAAUUCACAUGAGCCCUUGUCCAACAGAGGUGUGAGCAUCCUGCAGUCUCGCACACCUAUAAAGCACUGCCAGAUGAAGUCAGAGCCACUCUCCAGUACAGGGCUAGAUGCUAUUAACAGCAAACGACUGGAAGAUGGAUCAGAGGGGGAUAUAUCAAGCCCUGCUUCAGCUGGGACACAGGAUCCAUUGCUGGGGUUGCUCGAUGGACGUGAUGACUUAGAGAAAGAAGAUGGGAAGCAUGAGCCAGAAACUGUGUAUGAGACCAAUUGUCACUGGGAAAACUGCACUAAAGAGUUUGAUACCCAGGAGCACCUUGUGCAUCACAUAAACAAUGAGCACAUCCACGGGGAAAAGAAAGAAUUUGUGUGUCACUGGCAGGACUGCUCCCGGGAGCUCAGGCCAUUCAAAGCUCAGUAUAUGCUUGUAGUCCAUAUGAGAAGACAUACCGGAGAGAAGCCUCACAAGUGCACAUUUGAGGGAUGUAACAAAGCCUACUCACGCCUUGAGAACCUGAAAACUCACCUGCGGUCCCACACAGGAGAAAAGCCAUACGUGUGUGAACAUGAAGGCUGUAAUAAAGCUUUUUCUAAUGCCUCAGACCGUGCCAAGCACCAGAAUCGUACUCACUCCAACGAGAAACCAUAUGUGUGCAAGAUCCCAGGGUGCACCAAGAGGUACACAGAUCCCAGCUCUCUCAGAAAGCAUGUGAAGACAGUCCAUGGCCCUGAGGCACACAUCACAAAGAAACACCGUGGAGACGGCCUGCCUCGGAACCAUGCAACACAUGAGGGUACUGGAUCUCAAGGAAUAAAGAGUGAUAUCCAGCAGGACCUGGAGGCAAGCUCUUCUCAGGCACGGAAGGAGGAGGGUAGACUGACUGUGCCAGAUAUGGCCCUGAAGUCUCAACCCAGCCCUGGUGGACAGUCAUCUUGCAGCAGUGAAAGGUCUCCACUGGGUAGCACCAAUAACAAUGAUAGUGGAGUAGAGAUGAAUGCCAACACAGGCGGGAGCUUUGAGGACCUCUCCAACUUGGAGGACAUUCCCUCAGUGGAGUCUAUUGGUACUGCAGGAGCUUCAGCCCUAAGGAAGCUGGAGAACCUCAGGAUUGACAAGAUUAACCAGAUGCGGAAAGCACCAUCUGCUGGCAAAUCUGUAAAACUACCUGCCAUCCACAACACAGCAUCUCAGGGAGAGUUACAAGGCAUGUGUGGUCCACUUGGUAUGACCCACAGCAAUCACAUGAUGGAGCUGUCAUCUAGUGACUAUAUGAAGUUGAAUGAUAGACGUAACAGCACAACAAGUACAAUGAGCUCAGCUUAUACAGUGAGCCGUAGAUCUUCAGUGGUGUCCCCCUAUCUUUCCAACCAAAGGUCAGCUGAUGUCGGGAACAUGGCGGAUACAUAUGAUCAAAUGACAUCAGAUACUUCAAGACAUUCCAAUGCCACUGGCCUUCCAGGCCUAACUCCAGCUCAGCAAUACAGACUAAAGGCAAAAUAUGCUGCAGCUACUGGUGGUCCUCCACCCACACCACUUCCUAAUAUGGAGAGAAUGAGUUCAAAUAAUCGGAUGAAUUUUGGUACAAGUGAUUACCGUGGGUCAUCUAUCUCUUCAAUACUUGCUAAUAAUACCCAAAGAAGACAUAGCAACAAUGAAUACCACAGUUAUGGUACAGGAAUAAUUCAUCCAGCUCAGGCUCCUGGGGCUGGCAUAAGAAGAGCUAGUGAUCCUGCAAGACAUGGUGGAGAACCUCAGGCAAUACCCAAAGUCCAGCGGUUCAAGAGUAUGUCAAACAUGAACACAUCAAUGAUGGGAAGACAUACUCUAGGUCAACAGCAACCUUAUGGAGGAUCGGAUGCAAACCUACAGUUACAUGUUUUUUCACCCCGGCCACCUAGUAUCAGUGAGAAUGUGUUCAUGGAGGCAACUAGCACAGAUGGAUCAUCUCACAAUAAGGAACAUAAUGUCAUGGCCACUAAUGAAAUGCAGCAAUACAUGAGCUACCAAGACUCUCAAAUGAAUGCUCCCAAUAACCAGAUGAAUUUUAACCACCAACUUCAUGGUAUAGAUAUUCAAAACCAAAAUGCAUAUCCUAGUUCUUUGCGAGCCGCAGGCAAUGUGCAUAUAAAUCCUGACAGUCAUUCCAACCAGAACAAUGCUUUGAGUCACCCAGAGUUCAACCAAUGCCAAAUGACCGCUCACAAUCAGUCGUUCCAUAAUACAAGGCAAAUGACCAGUAAUUCUAGCUUACCAGUGCAGUGGCAUGAAGUAAGCUCAGGUACGAUGGAAAUGUCUGAUGGGCAAACUUCAAACCAUCAGGUGAUGCAACCAAAUGUGUCACCAAGGAAUCAAUGUCACAGUCAAUUCUCCAAUCCAGUAUCAGAGUCAAACAAACAGAUUUCCCUUGUAAAUAGUAAUUCAUGUCAGCAGCAGAGUAUGUAUGUAAAUAAUCAAAGGUACAGUCACUUGGGUCAGGUGCAUAUCAAACCAGAACAACAGUUUCAUCAAUCAAUGCCCUCCAUGAUGUCGUGUCAAAACAUGAAGCAUCAUUCAGUACAACAGCAUGCAUUCAACCAGCCAAACACUAUGCCCAUUUCUCCACUGAAUACAAACUGUGAGUACCAAGGACAACAGGACAGCCAACAAAGCACUUGCUACAAUCCCGGCCUUAACCCCAGCAUGCUGAGCCCUCAAGGACGUAGAUCACAGACACCUAUGAUGCAAGUGAAGGAGAUGAUGGUGAGAAAUUAUGUUCAAUCCCAACAAGCACUAAUGUGGGAGCAGCAGCCGAAGAAUAUGCCAAUGAUGAACAGCGCUGGAGAGGAUGUUGACACAGGCCAGAGUCAACACAGGAACACACCUCAUGCCCAGGCAUACAUGAGCCCUAAAUACAUUAAUUACCAGGGAAAGCAAACAGAGAACAGCUUACUGAGUCCAAACUCACAUGAAAAUCAACCAAUUCAUCCUAAAACCAUGAGAAGUCCAGAAAAUCAAAGUAACAGAUUGGAUAUGGUGCCACAUCCCCCCCUUUGGCGAAAACCUCCAGUGCGGCAACAAAGUAUAACCAGCCAGUCGACAUUCAUGGCCAGUCCACCGCAGCUUAGUCCAUCUUACCAUUCAGCUGAAUCCAGUCCUAGGAGAGGGGUUACUCUGCCUUCUAUUCAGCCCCAGUCAGACAUUAAUGACACCACUGGCAUGAUAUAUUACUCAGGGCAAGUUGAAAUGCACCAUGGAAAAACAGGACCCCAAAAGGUUGCCCCACCACUAAAUCAUCACCAAAGUAGUUGUGAUGGACAUCAGCAUGGACAGUACAAUUCUAACCUGAGUUUCUUGAAGACAGACUCAUUGCCAUACAGCACUUCAUGUCCAGCAUCAAACCCUUUGGACACUCUGGAUUUGGAAAACACUCAGAUUGAUUUUGCUGCCAUUAUUGAUGAUCCUGAUCCCACAUCGCUGAUCCCAGGUACUUUAACUCCAAGUGGUUUACAAGGAUCAUCUCAACCUUCUUCACAUUUGGGCACACCUCGUAAUCCUGCAGCCAUGGUUCCAAACAUGGCUGUGACAGACCUGAACUCUAUGCUGUCUUCUUUAGCUGGCGAGAAUAAGUUCCUCAACACUAUUUCUUGAGCAAUCUAAAGCUUCAGUGAAAGGGACAUCUAUGACAACUGGCCAGAUCGAAGUGAUCACACAAUGGCGCAGCGCUUGCUCAUUAUCUUGACUCAUUUUUAAAAUACUGGAUCAUUAUAAUACAGUGUGCUUAAAUAAAAUGCAAGACUUCAGUUUUGCUGGCACAGAAAAGUACACUUGAUUUAUCCAGUAAAUCUAUUUCUAGAACUGUCUGUUGUCUUUUUGUCAUGGACGUUUUAAAUAUGACAAAAUUUGCACAUGCUCUAUACAUUCAUUUUUGUAAUAUGACUGUACAAUUUAGGAUAGUCUUUGAUUACCUAUUUACUAAACACAAAUCAUAACACUUUUCUAUCUAGCUUUUCAGAAACGUUUUUCAGUUAUAACAAAGAUGGAACGUUGUCAGGCUGUUCCAUAGCAUCAUUUAUCUUUUGGUCAGGGAUAAAUAAUUUGUUUCUUCAGCUGUUAUUGAACUAAAGGGCUAUGAAAACAUUUCUAGCAUCGAGCAACACAAGAGCACACACAGGGAGCUAUAGGUAAUUGAAAUGUGGACUUUCACAAGUUGCCUUAUGGAACUGUAGUCAGCUACAGGCAAUUGGGGUCGCCAUUUUCAUUAAUAUAUUCACUUGCAAUCUGUAACACAAAGGGAUUGCUUUAGAGUGAUGCUGUUGAUUCCUAGUGAGUUUGUAGAUUACAUUCUUAUAUUUCAGUUAUCAAAAGGGCUCCCUCCACCAUUGGUGCAGUGACAGGUGCUCUUUCAUUUUUCCUUAUUACAACUUUUGGCCUAAUUCUUAUUGAAAGUAAAGCAUAAAAUAAGUAUGUAACUUUGUAUCUGAAACAAACCAUUUUGCAAUACAAGGGGUGCAAAUACAUUUAUGUUUUUCUUUGCAGGGUAAAUACUGGCUGUUUUUGCAUGAAGCCCACAAAAUGUUGGACAACUUUCAUUUCACACUGCAAUUUAGAUUUCAGUUUGAACACACCCCAUCCAAAUCUAAAUCUCUUUGCACAAUUUACAUCUGCCCCACAUGCAGUGCAGCAUGGUUUUGUCUAGGUGCUCAGUUACUUGUUUUUUUUUUUGUUUUUUUUUUUGCUUUACUUUCAAAUCAGGCCAUUUGGAUGACUAUAAUAAGUUUUAAAGCUGGCUAUAGUUAAACCAUAAGAGAAUGAAAUAUUAAGUGCAUCAUAUACCAUGCACGUAAUAUAAAGAACAGACGGGUGUAGUAUGGUAUGCCGGCGCACGGGCUCCCGGCGACCAGCAUACCGGCGCCGGGAGCCCGACCGCCGGCAUACCGACAGCGUGGCAAGCGCAAAGGAGCCCCUUGCGGGCACGGUGGCGCGCUACGCGCGCCACACUAUUUUAUUCUCCCUCCAGGGGGGUCGUGGACCCCCACAAGGGAGAAUAGUUGUCGGUAUGCCGGGUGUCGGGAUUCCGGCGCCGGUAUACUGUGCGCCGGUAUCCCGACAUUCGCCAUACAGAAGACCACCUGAACAGACAUGUAACAGAACUCAGCAGUGCCCUGUGCAGGCCCCGCCCACUUAGUGCAUGACAUCAUGAAUCUGCACAGUGGGUGCGGGGCCGCUGGCUCUGCGGAAGUGCAGUACUCCUGAGGACGCACCAAGAGGCUGCACAGACUGCAAGGUGCCUGCCUGGAGCGUCCAAAGGAUGCUCCGUGCGGUUCUGCAGCAGCUAUACUGGCUGCAGGGUGCUGUUCCAGGCACACUGCUAGCCAGAAGCAAGGGCUUGCGAGGAUGUUGCCCCCAAAGCUCUGUGCUCUGUGUGACGGCACCACUUGCACACUCCUGGUUAUGGCCCUGCCACAUGUUGACACUGCUUGUAUCAUACACCAUACAUGUCACUGCUUAUGUGCCUUUUGAUCUAAGGAACACCUUAUUAGGGAACCAUACUUCUACCUCCUGCUGUUAAGGUUUGUGUCAAUGGGGGUAAUUCCAAGUUGAUCGGAGCAGGACAUUUUUUAGCAGUUGGGUAAAACCAUGUGCACUGCAGGGAGGGGGGCAGAUAUAACAUGUGCAGAAAGAGUUAGAUUUGGGUGGGUUAUAUUGUUUCUGUGCAGGGUAAAUACUGGCUGCUUUAUUUUUACACUGCAAUUUAGAUUGCAGAUUGAACUCACCACACCCAAAUCUCUCUCUCUCUGCACAUGUUACUUAUAUCUGCCUCCCCUGCAGUGCACAUGGUUUUGCCCAACUGCUAACAAAGUUCCUGCUGCGAUCAACUCAGAAUUACCUCCAGUGUGGGUUACAGACAGAACCACUCCACAAACCUGUAUUAUGUGAUCCUUUCAUUAAAGGGAAAUACAUGCCUCCCAAUUUCUACAAUGAGACACCAAAGGAGUGUCACACUACACAGGAGCAUGGUCUCAACACUUUGGGGUGUAGUCAGGACACCGGCCACCUCUCUAAAAAAAAACCACCUCUUUAAUGCCAUAUACACUGGUUAUUAGUUUUGUGUGGAAUCGAGGGACAAGCAUUAGCUGCACACACACUUCUCAUACGUUCUAGAUUCAGGACAAAGGAAGAAUAUGGGCAGGACGGCUGAACAGUCCCCACAAAUCUGAGACAGUUCGUAGGAAGGGAAAUACACCCUAUUUGUGGUAUCUCAGGUGUCAGUAGUGGAAAAGGUCACUCCCACUGAUUAAACUGAAACAAAAAUGAUCAAGGACAAAAGCAUAUGGACAAAGCAUUUCUGGCAUGGAAGUAGCCUUGUUAUUCAAAUAAAAUAUAUGUAAUACAAUGCCCUUAAUCUAUUUCUGACAUUUGUUUUAAAAGUUAAUGCACUCACUUAUCCUCAAUGAAUGAUAUACGGUCUGAUUCAGGGGUGGAAGCAGCGCUGAUGUUUGUACAGUUGAAUGAUUAUUUGCUAAUGCACAACCCUAAAAAGUCCUGCAAACCCCUAUGGCAUACUUGCCUGCAUUUUGGCUGCUCCCUCUGGGAGGGAGCAGCCAGGUCACAUAGGAGGGGGAGUCGAGGCCGUACUGGGGCGUGGAGGAGGCAGUAUGGGGACACGGUGAUUACAGGCACUGUAAAGCGGGGGGGCGUGGCAACCCUUCUGUGUGGCGGGUUGCCGUGGUGAGUGGAGGGACGUAGUGAGCGGCAGGGGGCGAGCGGCAUGCGGAAGACUUGGCAUGCCCCCAGUCCCUCUGUCUCCCAUGAAUAGACCGUCUAAUGUCCGAAUGUCUCUCCCACUGCGCCCUGUGGGUGGGACAGUAACAAAAAAACAUGACUGUCCCGCAAAAAUCGGGACAGUUGGUAGGAAUGUCAUCAUGAUGCUCCGGACAAUCCGGACAGCACUGCAGCAGCAAUUCUGGAUGCAGGGUGCCGUUCCAGAGACACUGCCAGCUAGAUGCAGAGACGUAGAUCAGUGACGGUGCAGCCCCCAGAACCCUGUGCUCGCACACUCCAAGUUAUGGUCCGGAGUAUUUUUACUGCCCAAGAAAGGGCUACUUCCACUGUGUGUAAAGCUUGAGACCUAAUACAUCUCCAGUCUGGCACACAACGAUUAAUCAUUAAAAUAAGGUCUUCCAGAAAAAUAACUCCAUACAAGAAUGUGGCUAUCCCAACUAUGUGUUAAGUAAAAUAUAAUGAUAUUUAAAGCAAUACCAAAGAACAUGUCUUAUAAUAAAAUCACAUCUCCCCUUUAUAUUACUGUAUAUUUCAUUUACUGUAUGUAGGAGAAAAAAGAGAUAUAUAAAUAUAAUGUAGAAAAUAGGAAUGACUCUUGAGCUAUAACGCUAUAACUUUCUUGUUUCUGAUCUACAUUCAAAGGUUUAAAGAAUGUGUUAUGUAAAAAUAUAAAACAAACAAAAAGUUUAUUUUUUAACAGCUUGAGGGAAGCCUGUAAAUCCCGUUCCUAUCUGUACAGUGUGUAUUUUUAUAUUUGUACAUUCAUUUUGCUAGCCUUUUUCAUAAGACAAUAAAAAAAAAUGUCUCCCGUG
This is a messenger RNA of Pseudophryne corroboree (corroboree frog), 8662 nucleotides long. RefSeq names its product GLI family zinc finger 1 (gene GLI1). The record is from RefSeq and is a predicted model, not a curated record. The transcript has 12 exons. Gene Ontology annotation, molecular function: DNA-binding transcription factor activity, RNA polymerase II-specific; RNA polymerase II cis-regulatory region sequence-specific DNA binding. Gene Ontology annotation, cellular component: nucleus. Lineage: Eukaryota; Metazoa; Chordata; Amphibia; Anura; Myobatrachidae. Bases 606 to 4715 code for a protein of 1369 amino acids. Gene Ontology annotation, biological process: regulation of transcription by RNA polymerase II; smoothened signaling pathway.